Molecule: messenger RNA, 540 nt
Organism: Papaver somniferum (opium poppy)
Lineage: Eukaryota; Viridiplantae; Streptophyta; Magnoliopsida; Ranunculales; Papaveraceae
Exons: 1
Coding region: 1-540 (179 amino acids)
Source: RefSeq, a predicted model, not a curated record
AUGGUGGGUACCGUUCAAUUUGGUGCCUUAGCUGCUCGUAUAGUUCUGUUUGUUCCAAUGGGUUUAGCUGGAUAUCAUCUCGGUCGCAAUAAAAUAAUGUUUUUCAGUGGAGCUCUGUUUAUCAGUCUCGCGGUAGGUGUUCAUCUAACUCCUUAUUUUCCUUCAGUUACUAAUUUUGCUUCAUCUUUUUCAUCAUCUAUUGUAUUAGAGAACCGUAGUUCAUGUAUUUCUUUCCUUCAUGAAAUUGUUUGGGAUGUACAACCAAUUAUCAAGGUUGAUAAAAAAACACAGUUAUUGAGUAAUGUUUCUUCUGGUUUUGAGAAGUCAUGGACUUGGGAAAAGUCUACACCUGUAUUUGCUUGUGGGUUUCAGAAAUUAGGUCCUUCUGAUGCUUCUGAUUUACUUAAUGGGUCUUGGGUAGUUGUUGCUGGCGAUUCGCAAGCUCGUUUAUUCGUUCUUUCUCUGAUGGGUUUGAUUUUGGAACCAAGUGAAAUGGAAUUAGUAAGGGGGGAUUUAUUCAUAGUGAUUAUCAAACUGUGA